Molecule: messenger RNA, 2349 nt
Organism: Camelus dromedarius (Arabian camel)
Lineage: Eukaryota; Metazoa; Chordata; Mammalia; Artiodactyla; Camelidae
Exons: 8
Coding region: 1-2349 (782 amino acids)
Biological process (GO): nucleosome assembly
Cellular component (GO): nucleus; chromatin
Molecular function (GO): chromatin binding; histone binding
Source: RefSeq, a predicted model, not a curated record
AUGGCGUCGUGCCUGUGUGCUUCCCGCCGUCAGGCAGUCGAAGGCAGACGGGAGAGAAGCCAACCCAGGCGGGCGGAAGGCAGCGGUAUCAGAAGCGAGAACAAGGACUCUCACGACGGGCUGCGGGAGCGGGGCGAGAGGGGCGCAGCUGGAAUCACCGGGCUGCCAGAAGAGGCAGUGGGGAAGUCCCGUGCUUUCUGGAGAGACAGGGAAGGUGCGAAGGACGCAGGAAAUAGGAUAGGGCAGAUUGCUUGCCGCGUGCGGAAGACCAGGGCCCCCCGCCCCCGCCCUCAGAGCGACAACCGCCUUGGAACCUCGAGCUCCUUGUCGGCCGCUCACGCGUCCUGUCCUCCCUCGGAGCAGGCCGGCAGGAAACACCUUGCCUUGCUUGUUUGGCUGGCCAGGGCUUCGUCUUGCGCGGUGUCGGGCGAUCCCGGCGGCGACGGAUGCCGGUCACCUUUGCUGGCUGGGAGAAAGGCACGGCCUGGCCGCUCUAGCACAGGAAGGGCGUCGUGCAAUGGUGUGGACGCGCCCACGUCCAGACUCUCCAAAUUCCCACGGGCCUGCGGGAGGCGGGGCGGGGGCGGGGGCGGGGGCGGUGGGCGGGCACGAGGCCAUGCGCAUGCGCCCCAGCUGCCCGGGGGCCGCGCAGCAGGCCGCCGGGGCCGAGUGACAGCGACCCCGACCCCUGGAAGACCCAAGCGCCGGCGCCAGCGCCGACGCGCGGGGACCUCGGCCGCUCGGCCGGCUCCUCCGGCCACGUGCUGCGCCUCCGCCUCCCGCUCCUUGCUCCUGGGCCUUGGCAGCUGCGGCUCGCAGCUCAGGGCCAGGGCCACACGGCCAGUGAGGCGGGGGCCCGGGGAAGGCGGGCCUCCCCAGGAAUCCUGGGUGGCCUUAGCUGUGGGAGGGGGUCUUCAGGAGGCAGGGGCCCGCGGGCGUCCCGGUGCCAUGGCAGGGCUGUGGACAGAGCAGGCACUAGCGGGUGGCAGGUGCGAGGAGGCCAGCAGCCUCAGGGUGGAGGCCGUGCGGCAGGGAGCGUCGGCGGCGGCUGAGGCGGCGGCGGCGGCGGCGGCAGCGGCAGCUGCAUCGUCGGAGGCGGAGGUUGUGGGCAUGGGGGAGGCCUUGGUGCUGCUGGCAGACGACAUCAUGGAGGCUGUGGUGGAGGUGGUGGCGGAGGAGCAGGAGGAGCAGGAGUCGCAGGAGGAGGAGGAGGAGGAGGAGGAGGAGGAGGAGGAGGAGGAGGAGGAGGAGGAGGAGGUGGAGGAGGUGGUGGAGGAGGUGGUGCAGGCCAAGGAGCGGGAAGAGAAGCCCCGGAAGCAGGGGCGCGCAGAGCCAGGGCGCGGACCCCCGACCUCCCUGAGCCCGCUGGAGGCCCUGGGGGCCCUUCAGUUAGAGCUGAGCGCUGUGAACGCCCAAGCCAACAGGGCCUACUUGCGGCUCAAGCGCAGGGUCCGUCGGAGGCGGGAGCCUCGUUUGGAUCGAAGAAGAGCCAUCAUCCAGGACAUCCCCGGCUUCUGGGCCAAAGCUAUUGUGAGUCACCCCCAGCUGUCGGCCUUGAUCAGUGACCAAGACGAAGACGUGCUGAGCUACAUGAUCACCUUGGAGGCGCAGGAACUGGGCCGCCCCGAGUACCGCUGCAGGUUGAUGUUCUUCUUCCGGAGCAACCCCUACUUCUGCAACCAAGUGAUCCUUAAGGAGUAUCACCUUAGCUUCGCAGGUAGGCGGGCUGUCCCGGGAUGGGGGAAGGCGGCGGGGCGGGGCGGUGUGUGCCCGGGAGGCCUUGGAUGCUGGGCCAGCGGGAUCCCUCCCCUCAGCGUAUGCCCCGCUCUUCCUCUAGGCUACAGGGCGUAUAGUUCCACUCCAGUGCAGUGGUUCUGGGAUUACGAACGGGGAGCCCCCAGCCGCAGGAUUGCUGAGGUGGGGGUCCCCCGGGGCCUGGUCGGAAAUGGCGACGUCGGCGGUGGCCAGCAGCUCGGGGAAGGGGCGUGGGCCCUGUCCCGACCUGCCCGUUCCCUCCGCCAGAUCAUCGUCGAGGACCUGUGGCCCAACCCCCUGCGCUACUACCCGAGGGAGCAAGGCGCCGGGAGAGGCCGCCCAGGGAGCGGGCGCGAGGGUGAGCCAGGGGCCCGGAGGACCCAGGCGCACGCGCAGAGCACCGAAGCUUUCGGCUUUCGCGGAACGUCCCAGGGGUGUCCGCGAAAGGAGCGGGCCUCCUCAGGCACCCUGGUGUGCGUCGGCACACCCUGGCUUCGGCCCUCCCUGGGGCCUGGUCCGACUGCCUCCGCGCUUGGGAUCAGCUGGGCCCCUGCGUCCGCCCCCGGCCGCCUGGCCAAGGCCUCCAGACGCUGA